AAGUCAGGGGGAAGCCAGGAGGUGAAGAAGAGGAAGACCAGAGGGAAGCCGACUGUAAGCUGGCAUGAAGGUCCCGGCGUUCCCCGUGGCUGUCGCUGCCAUGCUCUUGAUUCUGGCCCAGAACACCCAGUCCGUCUUCAUCAAGUAUGGAGACCACCAGGUGAGGCUGGAGUCUGUGAAGAAAUUGGAUGAACUCUUGGAGCAGUCUCAGGAUUUGAGUAUCCAAAUAAAAGCCCAGGGGGACCCGUCCUUCUUGUGCAACAACCCAGCACUGCCCUCCGACCUCCAGCCAGUCUGUGAGAAUCACCAAGCUGCCAACAUCUUCAGAGCCCUGAGAGACAUCGCCCAAGAUGACUGUGAAAUUUGUGUAAAUGUGGCCUGCACAGGCUGUUACUGAGACAGCGUCAGUCCUCCCCACUCCAGUGAAUCGCUGCUGAUUCUGCCUUUUCCCCAUCCUGACCUCCCUCCCUACUCCCACCCUACUUUACGUACAUAAAAGUACAAAUGUCUAAAGAUGGAGACCUCGGGGUCCACUUCAUGGGAAACAGGGGAAAGUGCUGCACUCCUGUCUUCUCUAAGCUAUGUCUGAUGAGGGAGGGGUAUUUCUCCAGAAGUGAUGUCUGAGGGCCCUACUAGGUCUGAUCAGGAAGUAUUAAAACUGAGCCGAGUUGAGUCCAGAUGCUAAAUUGAUACCUCAUCCCCAACACUAUCAGGAACCUGAAGCAAGGCCUGGAGGAAGCCAUAGGUGGAGAAGUCCAAGGCCAACCUCCAUGUGGGGCAGUAUAGCCCCUCAUGUUCCCAUACCACCACAGCCCAGAGGAAGAAAUAUCCUCAUGGUGAUAGAAGGGCCUCCAUCUCCAUCACCACCCCCAUUAUCAUCAGGACCAUCAUCAGCAUCCUUUAUGGGGAGUUCUCAUCAUUUGGAGCUGAACCUUGGACAAAGAAAUUUAAGCAGUCACAACUCCUGCCCUUGAUGAGUUUUCCUCAUGCAAUCUCAGGCAGACUUCCUGUCGAGCCCAAACUUUUGGAACCCUGCUAACCAGUGAAUAAAGAAUUUAUAAAUAUGCUGAGAAA
Molecule: messenger RNA, 1074 nt
Organism: Antechinus flavipes (yellow-footed antechinus)
Lineage: Eukaryota; Metazoa; Chordata; Mammalia; Dasyuromorphia; Dasyuridae
Gene: GUCA2B
Product: guanylate cyclase activator 2B
Exons: 3
Coding region: 65-397 (110 amino acids)
Cellular component (GO): extracellular region
Molecular function (GO): guanylate cyclase activator activity
Source: RefSeq, a predicted model, not a curated record